AUGGGACGAGUUGUUUCGCUUAGCUUGUGCUCUGGUGGGGAGUGCUUCAUCUCCGGUUCUCUUGAUCGAACUGUUUUGCUUUGGGAUCAAAGGGUCGAGAAAUGCCAGGGUCUCUUACGAGUCCAAGGAAGGCCUGCUGCAGCUUAUGAUGAUCAAGGGUUAGUUUUUGCAAUUGCCUUUGGUGGCUACAUAAGAAUGUUUGAUACCCGUAUGUACGAAAAGGGUCCUUUUGAAAUAUUUUCCGUUGGUGGUGAUCUUUCUGAGGCAAACGUUGUGAAAUUUAGUAAUGAUGGAAGGCUCAUGCUUCUCACAACCAUGGAUGGUUAUAUUCAUGUGCUUGACUCGUUUCGUGGAACACUUGGUCUCUUACGAGUCCAAGGAAGGCCUGCUGCAGCUUAUGAUGAUCAAGGGUUAGUUUUUGCAAUUGCCUUUGGUGGCUACAUAAGAAUGUUUGAUACCCGUAUGUACGAAAAGGGUCCUUUUGAAAUAUUUUCCGUUGGUGGUGAUCUUUCUGAGGCAAACGUUGUGAAAUUUAGUAAUGAUGGAAGGCUCAUGCUUCUCACAACCAUGGAUGGUUAUAUUCAUGUGCUUGACUCUGUGAAACCAGUAGCUGAAGCAUCGACAUUGGAUGCAACCUUCAGUCCUGAAGGGAUGUUUGUUGUUUCUGGUUCAGGGGAUGGUAGUACCCAUGCAUGGGGUGUAAGGAGCGGAAAACAGGUACAUAGUUGGAUGGGUAUAGGCAGUGGUGAUCCCCCAGUCAUAAAAUGGGCACCGGGAAGUCCAAUGUUUGUGACAGGCUCGUCGGAGCUUUCAUUUGUAAUCCCGGACUUGUCAAAAUUGCCAGCUUACUCCAUAAGGAAAUAG
Molecule: messenger RNA, 864 nt
Organism: Camelina sativa (false flax)
Lineage: Eukaryota; Viridiplantae; Streptophyta; Magnoliopsida; Brassicales; Brassicaceae
Source: RefSeq, a predicted model, not a curated record